Equus quagga is the source of this 521-nucleotide messenger RNA. RefSeq names its product death associated protein like 1 (gene DAPL1). Lineage: Eukaryota; Metazoa; Chordata; Mammalia; Perissodactyla; Equidae. Bases 53 to 358 code for a protein of 101 amino acids. Gene Ontology annotation, biological process: negative regulation of autophagy; apoptotic signaling pathway; cellular response to amino acid starvation. Gene Ontology annotation, molecular function: death domain binding. The record is from RefSeq and is a predicted model, not a curated record. The transcript has 4 exons.
CGCAGCCUCCAGAGCACCGGCACCGGCACUGGCACUGGCACUGGCAGGCACUAUGGCAAAUGAAGUGCAAGUCCUGCCCUUCCCGCUGAAAGGGGGGCAUCCUCCUGCAGUAAAAGCUGGAGGAAUGAGAAUUUCCAAAAAACAAGAAAUCGGCAUCUUGGAGAAACAUACCAAAACAAGUGCCAUUGCAAAUGUUGCCAAAGUACAGGCGAUGGAUGCCCUGAAUGACACACUGGAGAAGCUCAGCCAUAAAUUUCCAGCAAUAGUGCACGUGGCACAUCAAAAACCCAGACCUGCUCUGGAGAAGGUCACCCCACUGAAAAGGAUCUACAUUAUUCAGCAGCCUCGAAAAUGUUAAGCUGGGAUAUAAAACACAGCCAUCUGGCCAACUGCCUCAAACAUCUGACAGAUUAGCAAAAAGGACCAGAAGUUUCGAUAGGCCUAGUGUACUUGCUUGGUAAAUAAAACACCUUUGUAUCUUUUCUUUUGACUUUAGAUAAUAAAGCAUUCAAAAUUGUAAA